Molecule: messenger RNA, 3211 nt
Organism: Phalacrocorax carbo (great cormorant)
Lineage: Eukaryota; Metazoa; Chordata; Aves; Suliformes; Phalacrocoracidae
Source: RefSeq, a predicted model, not a curated record
CGGUACUUGGGGAUUUUCUCUUGUAUCCUUAGCAAGGACUUGCUUUACCGCCUGCACGUCAGGUAAGCCUUUAAAUGCUUGCGGAGCCCCAGGGCUGGGCGCCAGCCGCAGGCCCGCCGCGCCCGUUAUUCCCCCGCAGGCCGGCGGCGCCUUGCCCGGCCCCGCCCCGGCGGCCUGUGACCGGCGGGCUGCCGGGGCCGGCCUGCCUCGCCCCACUGGGCGCCGGUGCGAGCGGCUUAGGGCGGCGGAAUAGGCGUUACCCGGCGGCGGCCGGCCCAAGCCCGCCCUCAGGCCCCGGCAUGGCGGCGGCGCGGCCGGCGCUGGCCCGGGCCCUGCUGCAGCAGUGCGUCUCUGCCCGGCUGCAGGUGAAGCCGCCCGAGGGCGGCUCCGAGGCCGAGUGGGUGGAGAUCCAGAGAGGGCUUGUUAUCUACAUAUGCUUCUUCAAAGGUGCUGAUGAGGACCUUGUUCCAAAAAUCGUCAAUAUGCUGCUGAAUGUUAAACUGAGUGAAAAUGAAAGCGGUGAGUAUGUUUCUAUUCUAGAUUUACCAGGCAAUGUGCUCAUCAUACCACAAGCUACCUUAGGUGGUAAACCAAAGGGAAGAAAGAUGCAGUACCAUGCAAACAUUGAAAAAGAAAAAGGGCUGGAACUUUAUUCUCAAUUUGUGACUUUGUGUGAAAAAGAACUGGCUGCCAAUGCCAAGUGUGUAGAAGCAGGUGUUCUCAUCAAGCACGGCACAUAUGGAAACAGGCAGGUGUUAAAACUGGAUACAAACGGACCUUACACUCACCUGAUUGAAUUUUGAAAAAAUAAGUUAUAUCCUGGAUACAGUACUGGCUUGCAACAGUUGCCUUUUUUUUUUUUUUUCAUUUCAAAGCAUUAAUGUACUUAAAUGGUUUGGGAGAUACAGUGUAAAAAAGACUUUCACUCAUCUGUACUGGUGUUGCCAAUCCCACUAAAUAGAAGGAUGCCUGAGACUGCUUUGCGAUAAUGAGUAUGUGUUUUAUGUCCACAUUUGUCUGAAGUGUGCUCAAAAUAAUUGUUAAUAUUGCUCCAAUGAAGCUGUAUAAUUUGGAAGGUUUUUUAACAAAAAUGGAGUAAUGUAUACAUUUCUUACUACAAAAUAAUGACAAAGUAUUACUUUAUUACUUUAUUAGCUGUUGUGAAGAAUGCUUGCAGAAGCCAAGUUUAUAGGUUUAAAAAAAAGAAUGCUGUAGAUGUACUUAUUUGUUCUCAGAUUUCCUGAGCCAGACAAUUUUUGUCUUUCUGUUUUCUGUCUAUAAAAUAGCAAUGUUCCCUAGCUAACAAAUAUAUUGAAAGCACAAAUUCACUGAAUUUUUAGCCUCUCAGAGAGCAGUUACUAAAUAAGGAAGUCCAUCCCCCUCAUCCAGAGGGUGUAGGGGUGGGACACUUAAGGUGGUACUAGGACUGAGCAUGGGCUAUACAGGGAAGAAAAAGUGAGGCACAUCUAGAAACUGAAGUUAAGGCUGUACCAGCAAACUGCUUGCUUCAGGUUGGCACUCGGAAAUCUCCUCUGGUGUGUUUUGAUAGGCUGUUUGCUAUAGCUUGGUCCAUGUCCUUGUUAUCUUGGAGGUGUUGUCUACUCAGUUCUUUCAUAACAGAGCUUCAGGAAAAGGACUGAAAUAUUCAAAUGAAAACAAAAAUAAAAAUGGUAUGGUGUAUGCUGCCAUCUCAUUAUUCCCUCUGCCCCUAUUGCUUCCUUCCAGUUUUUUGUCUAUUGACUCCACCAGACGGAGGCUAGCAUAUAUUUCUCCUCUUUACAGUGUCGGCACAUUUGGGGCCCCAUUCCCAGCUGACCCCCUAUGCAGUACCAUCAUAAACACUAUUAACAGAUGGUGUUAAGAAGAUAAAAUGGGAAAUUCUGUCCUGUGAGGCAGUAAGAACAGAACAGCUACAUUUAAAUGUGGCAAAUUCAAAACUGAUUCAAGUGCAUUCAUCCUGUGAGUCAAGUUCCUCCUUUACUGAAGCAUCAUGUUUUUUAAGUCAGUAAUUUAGAAGGGUUCAAAGUGAAAUUAGACAAUUAUAUGGUUUGCAGUAAUUAUCCAGAAUUUCCAUUUAAAUAAUAAAUUCUUCUGGAAAAGAUGUAAAACUGCAUGGUUAGCGAGCACGCCAGUUUGUGCAGUCUUAAAUUGUAGGUCAGUAGCUACAAAUAUUGUGUCCUUAUUUUUAUUUAAAAAAAAAAACCAUAAACUGAAGGUGUAAUCUGCAGGCUCAAACUAUGCCAUGAGGAUCUUUUGGUUUUUUAACAGAUACAAAGUUCAUAGUUUUUAUAUGAGAGUAAUGAGAUUUUUCAGAUUAACAUAAUGUAUGGUUAAUAAUUAUGAAAUACCUAAGGAUGUUGAGUUCCUGGCAACUGGCGCUCUCACAGUUCAAAACAAAUAUUCACACAAAUGUCCUGGAAAUAUUAGCUAGGUCCCAAAUGGCAUAUUUAUUCAUUAAUAAUUAACAAUUAUGAUAGACACCAUAUGAGUCAUGUUCAAAGUUCCUACUAGCGAUGUUUAAAUAAGACUGUCCUGAUGUGAAUAACUAAUACAAAUUCAUUAUGAUCCGUGUGCUUGAAAAAUCUUUUCUUACUCCCCUUUCUAUUGGAUGCCAAAUCCUAAUAAGUGCUGAGUAAUACCGCUUUUCACUGACCUUACAGGAAUUGCAGGUAUUCAGUAUAUCUCAAGAAUUGAUCCAUUGAGGUAUAAUACAAAGUCUGCAGUUUUUUUGUUGUGGUUUUGUUUCUUUUUUCCCUGGCUCCAGAAAGAUCUUUGGCAGCCUGGCAAUUCACUUGCUGUAUUUCAAGAACUCUGCAAGUUCUAAGAGGGAUGAGUUUGAAAAUGUUUAGUGAAAACCAGACUUCAGACCAAACUCUGCCUCGUACUGACCUCUUAUAUAAAACGCAUACAAACUUCUGUAUAUUUCUGUGGUUCUUGGGAUAAGACAGAAUUCUGGAGUUUCUCUAAAAAGGUGGCAUCUCUGUGUAUUAUCUGCGCGUUUCUGAUUUAUUCGUGUAUCCACUUUGGCAUACUGAUUUCUGCUGUCUUCUGCUCCAACGAUUGGCAGCUUGUUGAAUGCUGUGCCCUUUGUACUGCUUUAUUUAUAUCUACUAUUGAUUCACAAUCCAUUUACUGAAAGAAGCCAUUUCUGAAUAACAUGGUGGACCAUACUGAUGACAAAAUUGAUUAAAAUUAUUUUUUUAAAGCCAAA